This is a messenger RNA of Trichogramma pretiosum, 3215 nucleotides long. RefSeq lists its product as uncharacterized. Bases 368 to 2662 code for a protein of 764 amino acids. NCBI's taxonomy places the organism in Eukaryota, Metazoa, Arthropoda, Insecta, Hymenoptera, Trichogrammatidae. The transcript has 9 exons. The record is from RefSeq and is a predicted model, not a curated record.
CUGCGCUGCAUAUAUAUAACCGAAAAUCCAUCUCUCGCCGUUAAAAUUCUGUCUUGUCGUUAUAUUCCACAAUGACGAGUCGCGUCGGAUGGUGGUGAAUCUCGGGGGGCGCGCGUAGUGUCGAAUUAGAAGUGCAUCGCGAAAUUUGCAUUAUAAAAUAAGCCGCCGAGCAGUGCGGAGCGAGGAAAGUUUUGCACGUCGCUGCCAGUACUACGACCGUAUAACGGGUUUUCUCGUAAGCCGCCGGCGUGCCGAGCACGUCUUCGUGUUUUGCAUGCGUACAAAUAUAUUAUACGUGAAUAGGAGCGAGGGUGUAAACAUUAUAGUCAUAUAACGUGAGUUUGUUGCGGGUUUCAAAGGGCCGGUGAUGCUUGACAAGAGCUCGACGAAGAUGAGUUUUCCGAUGCAGGACACCGUGAUCAGCAGUACUGUCACUGGGCUGCACGCGACGGCCUUCAUCGCCGAGAGCAAAGUGCAACAAUUUGUUUUUUCAUUUUCGGGUCACGCAGGUGGUACCCAAGAGUCAUCGGAUAAUAAUAGUGCCAAAGCAAUUACGGUGGAAGCAGAGGUGGUAUCGCCAAUAACUUGUCACUCCGUUGGAGAGACUACUCUUUUCUCGACUGAAAAGUCUCUACAGCAGUCGAAAAAUUGCUGCUCGUGGAGAUUGGACUUUCGCAAAGCCAUUUGUAAACUUGCCGCUAGUAAUGAUUACUUCGAUUUAAAGAGAUUUCUUUGCCUUUACACAGAGAAUAUUACUGAAGAUGUCUAUAACAAUAGACAAACAAAAAUUAAGGAACUACAAAAGGAUCUGAAUCAAAAAUUGUUAUUUUUCCAUUUUCACUGGAACAGUAUUAAAAAACAUGUGAGCGAUGAUAGUUUCUAUUACGAAUGCAUGGCAAUAAUUCUAAAAGCUUAUAUAGAUCUAGAACUUGAACUAUUCGAAAGCAAAUCAAACUCAGUUAAUGCUAUAACGGAAAAAAUUAUCAAUAUGUUGCAAAAUUACCUUGAAAAUAAUGAAGAUCAAAUCUUCAAAGUUCUGGUAAAUAGUAAACUUGCAACAUUGAAACACAGAUCAAUUUGUUUCUCAGUAUUCAAGAAAAUCUUUCUGAAAAUUCCUACGCAUCAAAAGCUUGUAGCAUAUAAGUACACAUAUUAUAUUAUUGCUUUGAAACUUUGGAAAUCAAUUUGUAAUGAUCAAGAAGAAAUUGAAGAAAUACAUUCCUUGGCUUCAGUGAUUUUAGGAACUUCUAUACCUGAAAUAUGUUAUAAAGACUUGGGCAUUUCCUCUACAUCGUAUAUAAAACAAUCACUAUGGUACAUUGAUGCAGAUUCUAUUGACUUACCUACCACAAUUGUACAUAAUUUCUGUUUCUUAAAAAAUCCUCAUGACGAAUUCACAAAUGAUGAUUUUUUAUUUUACAAUUCAAUAAAAUUAAAGUUAAAAGUAGCAACAUGUAAGCAUUUGAAAGUAAAUGAGGAUAUUCUACUGGGUAGAAAUUUCACAUCUAUCAAUAAUAUUAAAAUUAUGAAAAAAAGAUUUAGACCAGGAGAAGUAGUAUGUAUUGAUUUAACUGAAGAUCAUAAUUUAUACCAAAAAUGUAAGAAGAAAAUGGAUUUAAAUACAAACAUAGAAACCACAAAAAGUACAAAGAAAAGCCAACUUUUAUCUUGCUUGAAAUCAAAACAGCUUUAUAAAACCUCAAACCAAAUGAUUGAAGUAGAUAAAAAGGCUGCAACAAAUCCUUUUAAGACAGAAAGCAAAAAUUUAGAAUCUUUUGAUCUUAAUGGAUUGAACUCAAGUCUAAACAAAUGUGAUAAUUAUAAACUUAAGGAUACAUUAAUAUUAAGCAAUACUAAUGGUAUUUAUAAUGACAGUGAUAUUUCUGAGGAUAGAACACAUCAAAAUAAUGAGAUUUUUAGUAAUUCAUUUAGUGACUAUUUGAGUAAUACUUCAAUCAGCUCACAAUUUUUAAACCAUAGUGAAGGACUUUAUCCCUCAUGUUUGAGAUCGACUCCAGAAUUCAUCAGUGAGAUGCCAAAAGAUUAUGUUCCCUCAUUAUUUGAUUUUAGUUUAGAUGGAAUCGGUUCAAAUUUCUCUCCAAAACCUAUUGAAUCUAUUGACCCAUGUUUAACUCAUAAAGAUUUUCUUUUAUCUGAAAUUCGAGGUCAAGAUUCAUCUGGCUUUGAUUUUAGUGAGUUUGAUGGGAAAAAUGGUGUACCGUUGAAUUCAGAAUUUCCAUUAGAUUUUGAAUUAAACUACGAUGAUUCAAUCAAUGAAAAGAAGCUUAUCUCGCCAGCUAAGAAGAAAGAAGUGAAUACUGUUUCAAAACUUCCACAUGAAGAGAAAUGCGACUUGCCUGAAGAUUUAAAAUCAAAUAGUUUCAGAAAAUUUGAAAACGUUGAAAUAACUAGUUCUCAACAACAGGAAGAAGAAAACGUGAAUAAUUCUCAUAAAUUUGAAGCUCAAAUUUCGCCUUUGAAGAAAAAACCAGGAAGAAAAAGAAAAUCUACAAACUUCAAAGAAGAUUCAUUCAUGAAGAUACUUCCCAAGACUGAUAUUCCAACAAUUGAAGAAAAUGUUAAAAAUCAACUUGAAGCUUCUUGCAAGAGAAAUAGUGGUAACAAGAGAUCCCCUCGUUUGAGAAAUUCAAAUAGAAGUUGAUUUCCUGAACGUUAAUAAACUUCGUUCAAAACAAUGUAUGCUUAGAGUACUUUUUUACUGCAUAUUGUGUGUAAAUGGUUGGAAAUUAAAUUACUCAAAUAACUUGCCAACAAAAAUUGCCAUAGUGAUCCUAUUCAGAUUAUUUUAAGCUAGAUUAUCAAGACUACUUUUUUACCCAGAUUAUUUUUGACUAAAACUUACAUAGAAUUAUUUUUUACUCUUUUAAGAUUUAACGACUGAAAAUUUAAGUAAUAGUACUCAACCGCGGUGUGAUGUAAACAUUUUGUUAGGCUGUCCAAAUUAAAUGUAUUUUUUACAUUUGUAACGAUGUACUUAAGUAUACGAGUAUUUUAUUGAUUUUAUCGUAAAAAUAUGAUUUUAAUCAUUCUUACCAUUAUUAGUAUUUAGGAAUUUGUAAAUUCCAAUAACUUUUAUUGAUUUUAUAGUUUUAAAUUAUUUCUUAGCUCCAUAUUUGUUCUUCUGUUAUUAAAAUAAUUUAUAAAUAAGGAUUGUAAAUUGUGAAUAAUAUUAAAAAAAAAUUCAUGUAUUUAUA